Acipenser ruthenus (sterlet) is the source of this 1644-nucleotide messenger RNA. RefSeq names its product steroidogenic acute regulatory protein, mitochondrial-like. Gene Ontology annotation, molecular function: cholesterol transfer activity; cholesterol binding. The coding region runs from base 209 to 1078 and encodes 289 amino acids. The transcript has 7 exons. Gene Ontology annotation, cellular component: mitochondrial intermembrane space; mitochondrion. The record is from RefSeq and is a predicted model, not a curated record. NCBI's taxonomy places the organism in Eukaryota, Metazoa, Chordata, Actinopteri, Acipenseriformes, Acipenseridae. Gene Ontology annotation, biological process: intracellular cholesterol transport; regulation of steroid biosynthetic process; steroid biosynthetic process.
UCCCCUUGAAAAAAAAUCAAUAUGAUUUAUUACACUUGGAUUUAAAUUCAAUAAUGUUGCAGCUGGUCCAAAGCUUGAUAAUCCCUUGCUCUCUCUAACCUUCAUGUUAAAUCGUAUCUAACAACCUGUUUAUCUCUGUCCUUCAGAAAUACUAUAAAGACAAGUCCUAAUAAUACAGCUCUGAAAUGCAUUAGGUAAUUUGGACAGCAUGCUGCCAGCAACUGUUAAACUCUGCUGUGGAAUCUCACACCAGCAUUUUAGAAACAUGACAGGAUUGAAACAUACUGCUGUGGCUGCUAUUGGACAAGAAAUAACUCAAAUUAAACUGAGAGAUAACAACAUUUUAUCCAACUGGGCAAGCUCUAAAUGGACAGGAUGCAAGGCCAAGCUUAGAAAAGAAGCUACUGUUAUUCAGUUGAAGGAAUUUAAAGAUGAAGAACUACUCUAUGUGAAGCAAGGAAAGGAAGCUUUACAAAGGGCAGUAGAGAUCCUGGAACAGCAGGGGGGGUGGCAAACGGAAAUAUCAGAGGAAAAUGGGGAUGUAGUCCUAAGCAAGAUACUCCCUGGAAUCGGAAAGGUCUUUAAACUAGAAGCUGUUUUGGAUGCAACAACCAAGGAGCUUCACAAUGAGCUGUUUGCCAAAGUGGAAGAAAUGAAUAAAUGGAACCCAAACAUUAAACAAAUUAAAGUCUUACAUCAAGUUGACAAGGACACUAUGGUGACCCAUGAGGUAACUGCUGAGACAGCAGGGAAUCUGAUUGGCCAAAGGGAUUUUGUGAGCGUCAGGCACUGCUGGAAACAGAAGGCUUCGUUUUAUUUAGCGGGUGUUGCCAUACAACUGGAAUCCUUGCCACCGCAAAAAGGCUUUGUAAGAGCUCAAGAUGGUCCUACCUGUAUUAUCCUGGAGCCCCUAGAAGAUGACAAAAAUAGGAGCCGUUUCACGUGGCUUCUUAAUAUGGAUCUUAAGGGCUGGCUUCCCAAGUCCAUUGUCAAUCAAGCUUUGCCUCAAGCCCAGGCAGAUUUUACAAGACAUUUGCGGAAACGACUGUCUGCAAGGCUAACCUCUGUGCAGCGCUGAGAGUCUGGCAGAUUCAUUCUUGGCUUAUUAAGUUACACUAUAUGAAGAUGGAUCAAGUAAAAGGCUUUGUUAGUCUACAGUAAUUUGAAAUAGACUUAGGUCUGCCCUUGACAGUACUAUUCUAGAAGCCCUGCAAAAUGUGGAAGACAUUUAUAGAGACAGUGGAGCAAACGGGGGUGCUUUGAGAUUCAGUUGAAUUCAAUCCUGAAAUGUUGUAUAAACCAUAAAUUGUAGGUAUUGUUUGACUGUUUAGGAUUUUUUUUUUUUUUUUGGACAGUGGUGAGAUGUAUUUAUGCAAUGGAGAAAUGGAUAUUGUCAGAACAAAUAUAUUAAUUAAUUUAGCAUCAUUUUGACAUUUUCCUUCAAAUUAUCUAUUUUGGUAUGUAGCAAUGUCUUGUUUUGCUAUGCAAACAUUCAUACAACUUGGAUACCUCUUGACUUAUUACACUGUUGAGGAAGCACAUUUUUAAUGUAUAAAUCAUGGUCAGAGCACCAAUUACCACUUCACUGAUAUCCCGGGAAAAGUAGUGUUGAAUUGGUAUCAUCUCCUCUAAUUGGCAAGAAAG